AUGCGUCUCCCAUCAGCCGGCCUCGCGGCCCUGCUCUGGAGCACCCUCAGCUCCGUGACGACAGCCUCCCCCGUCGCCGACAACAUCAACAUCAAUAACAACAACAGGCCGAUGCCUGUCCUUCGCCCACGACAGACGGGCGGCGGCACCGGAGCCACGCCGACGCCGACGCCGACGACGGCAGCGACGACACCCACGACGGCGACUUCGGCGACGGGAGAAGAGGAGGCCACGACGACCGUCACAAUCACGACGACCGUCGGCGGCACCGGAGGCGGCGGCGUGGUGACGGCGACGACGGUCUUCCUGCGCACCAUCACGACCACGGUCCUCGUCACCUCGACCAGCUUCGAGACCACGACCGUCACGAGCAACGACGUCGCCACCGCCACCGUCACGAACUACGUCACCUCGACCGUCCUCGCGAGGCGCAGCCUCCAGGUCCUCCCCCUCGACGCCCCCGUGCCCGCUGCCGUGCCCGCCGCCGGAAUCACGCCGGCCGCCGUCGCCUACUACGACGACCUCCUUGUCCGCCGCAAGCACGCCUUCGUCGAGAAGCGCGCCCUCGUCACCGUCGUCGUCACCGUCACCGGCUCCGCCGCCGGCGUAUCGACCGUCCUCAACACCCGCACGAGCACCGUCGUCUUCACCACCACCUCCAACACCGCCAUCACCUCCACCCUCACCUCAACUCAGUUCAACAACGCCCAGACGACAAUCACCGUCGAGUCCACACUGACCGUCACCUCGACCUCCAUCGACACCGCCUCGCCCAGCACCGUCGACACCGGUCCCACCACCGGCAGCCUCGGCACCGCCACCCAGACAGAGGGCGCCCAGAGCACCGGCGGCUCCGGCAGCUCCGGCGAUGGAUCGGACGGCCUAUCCACCGGCGCAAAGGCCGGCAUUGGCGCCGCCGUCGGCGUCGUCGGCCUCGCCGCGCUUAUCGGAGUCGCGUGGUGGGCCUACAGACGCCACAAGGCGAACCGCCCCAGCCGCUCCGACCUCGACGACAUGCGCGCCUACGACCCCAACGGCCCUUCGCCCCUUCACACGCCCGCCGGCAUGUCCGAGACCACGGGCGGCUUCGGGGGUGCCGGAGCGGGCACGAUGAGACGGCAGCCCGUGCCGAAGCACCAGCUCUCGCCGCCCUCGCAAAGCGUCAGCCCGCUCUCGAACCAGACGGUGUCGCCCGCCAACGACUUUGGCGCUGGGGGAGGAUACGCCAGGCCGCCGGCGGGCGGCGCGCAGGAGCUCGGCGGCACGAGGAUCAUGCCGGCCGAGAUGGGCGGCGGCGAGGUCGUCGAGAUGGGCGAUUCGCAACCGAGGCCGCAGCAGCCGCUCCAGCACACGCCCGCGCCGGGCAUGGCGUAUAACUCGGGCCCCGUCCCGGACGUGUAUGAGAUGCCCUCCGAGAGGUAUCGGUGA
Messenger RNA from Colletotrichum higginsianum IMI 349063, 1428 nucleotides. RefSeq lists its product as uncharacterized. NCBI's taxonomy places the organism in Eukaryota, Fungi, Ascomycota, Sordariomycetes, Glomerellales, Glomerellaceae. The record is from RefSeq and is a predicted model, not a curated record. The transcript has a single exon. The coding region runs from base 1 to 1428 and encodes 475 amino acids.